Molecule: messenger RNA, 486 nt
Organism: Closterium sp. Naga37s-1
Lineage: Eukaryota; Viridiplantae; Streptophyta; Zygnematophyceae; Desmidiales; Closteriaceae
Source: the annotation of a GenBank genome assembly
AUGCCGCUCAAGCGCUUCUCAGCUGUGCUCGUGGCGGCCUAUGCCGCCCUCUUUCUUCCUCUCCCCCUCGCCCCACUCCCCUCAUCGCUUGUGGCGACCUAUGCUGCCCUCUUUGUCACCUUCGCCAUCCCCUUCCUCGCCUUCAUGAGCUCCGCUCGAGUGGACGGUCUGGAUUGCCUGCCGGGUGUGAAGCGGCUGGAUCACGCGGUGUGGUUCACUGUGCAAUCCUCCAUGUCAAUUGGAUUCGGUGGCGAUCUCACACCCCACCCGGACUGCUUCGUUGUCAACUUCUUCGUCGCUGUCCUCUCCGUGGUCACCCUCGGAUUCGCCUACGCCCUCCUUGGUGUUUUCUAUGUCAAGUUCUCUCGCCCCACCCGGCGUGCCGGCACGAUCAAGUUCAGCCAGUACAUGGUCAUGUACGAGGAGCUUGGGCAGCUCCGCCUCUCCUUCCGAGUGGCUGAUUUCAGGAAGCAUCAAAUCAUAUCU